This is a messenger RNA of Biomphalaria glabrata, 1874 nucleotides long. RefSeq lists its product as uncharacterized. The record is from RefSeq and is a predicted model, not a curated record. NCBI's taxonomy places the organism in Eukaryota, Metazoa, Mollusca, Gastropoda, Planorbidae. The transcript is spliced from 13 exons. The coding region runs from base 112 to 1794 and encodes 560 amino acids.
AACUAUUGGUAUUCAACUCAAACCCAUCACAAGCUAGUUGAAUGUGUAGUUUAGAGAUGAAUGUUGAAAGCUUUCAAACCGACUAAUUCUACAUAAACACUUUGACCUAAAAUGGAAAUAGAUCCAGAAGUCCACGCGACCGGAGAAAGAAAAGUUUACGAGCCUGAAAGCCACUGGUAUACCUUGAACCACACCAGCCACAAUGACGACAAGUUCUACGAGAAUUUCACUAUUUAUCAUAAUGCCACGGGCAUCAUGGAGGUCACCACCCUAGCUACCAGCGCCCUCUUUGUGGCCGGCGUUUUCUUCAACAUCACUGCCAUUGGGGUUUUCGGGUGCAGCCCUUUCAACCGGAUGUCCUUCACGAUAUACAUGAAGAUUAUCUGCUGCUUCAACAUUGCCGUACUAUUCCUGGGGAUGAUCCAGCACCAUUCCUUCAUCCUUGACCUACAACCAGACGCCGACACAGGCGAAAGAAAGAAGUUAUGCGUUCAAAUCUUAUGGUUCAUUUUGGUGCUAGAGCACUCCAGAGCAUUUAGCAUCGCCUUGGUGAUCUAUAACAGAAUCAAGGCUCAGCGUACGCCUGACGCGCACAACAAAAGCCUGAUUGCCUUGCGGAUACCCGUGCUGACCAACGCCACAAUGAUGCUGUUGUGUACGGUCCCAGUGUCCAGCUAUGUGGAAGAGUACAUCGAUGCUACCAGCUUCUAUAACCGUUCUGAAUGUGUGUUUGCUUUCCUGAAGCCCUACAACACAGCUCACUUCACCGGACUCCUGAUGAGCAACAUGGCCCUCCUGGAGGAGACGGUCAACGUUUCCCUCAUUUGCAUACUUAUGCUUGAGAUUAUGCUGAAACAUUGGAGGCUCAGGCGCGCACUGGCCAGGGAGAAGAUGAAUGCACGUGCCAGCGCCUCUGACCAGCUGCUGAGUGUGAUGAUGGCGCUAAAGAGAUCCUAUCCUAAAGGCGGAUCAACAGCAACGAAGGAAACUGACGAGAUGCAUAACUACGCCACCGGAAGGAUGUCCGACUCGAUGGAGACGUCUUACGUCAGUCUCGUAGAUUACGACGGGAAAAAGGAAUUCCUCUUGGGCAGGGACUCGGCUGCUACCUCCAUGACAGUUGCCAUGGUGAUAUUUCAUCUUCUGACUUCCGGCCCACGGAGACUCCAGCACACACCAGUGAUCAAUGAAUACAUACCGGAAGUGAUGGUCAGGUCUUUCAAUUUGCUGGCAGUACUGGACAUCAUUCAGUAUUGCUACAUGGCCGUCAUGUUCGCAGUUCUGUGUGCUAGUAGCUCACUGUACAGAUCAGAGGCUUACAAAAUGAUAUUUGAAAUGAACAUAGAUUCCGCCCAGUCUGACGCAUCACUGGCUAACGCCGCCAGAGUGAUGAAUACGCUGUUACGACGGGGCUCACACGAAGCCCAUAGGGUCAAGUCUAAAUCUAUGUCCACCGUGUCCAAAGAAUACGGGGCGGUCAUCGAGAGCUUUGAACUGGACAAGAACGCCCUCAUGCUGCUGACCACAGAUGACCACCGACCGCUCCCCGUCAUGCAGACCAGCGUGGAAGUCUUGGAAGGCCGGACACAGUACACGCUGGACAACAUGUUCUCGGACACUGACCUCGACUACGCCAGGCAGAAAGCCUUCAGGGAGAAGAAGCUGAAGGAGAUGCUGAGCGAGAGGCACACGUUUCGUCAGCAGGAGAGGUCAGCCUCGCGAGAGAAGAAGAGGAGAGAGAUGAUUACAGAAAUACAGAAGAAAAGCUCGACCACUGUGAAGAACGAUGAGUGACGUCACUAGGUCAGGACGACUUCCUUGCCGACACACGACCAGCUGGACAAUUAAAAAGACUUUCUGUUUCGGACACUGAG